Purpureocillium lilacinum is the source of this 525-nucleotide messenger RNA. NCBI's taxonomy places the organism in Eukaryota, Fungi, Ascomycota, Sordariomycetes, Hypocreales, Ophiocordycipitaceae. The record is from RefSeq and is a predicted model, not a curated record.
AUGGGAUUGAAACGAAAGGUUUCUUUUGUCGACCCACCUACUCCAGGAGAGUCGGCCACAGCAGCAUGCAGAGGUAGUCCGUGCUGCACUCACCCUGCUUGCUUUCCUUUGAAGAAACAUGCUCUUUGCCAGAGAUGGUUCUUCCUACGCUGGGUCCCUGUGACAGCGCUCAUGGACUCAGAGGUGCUGCUGGAAUUACGACAGCGGAUGGGGAAACGCAAGUUCCGUUAUUGUGGUGCUGUGGCACCCAUGGGAGUCUACGAGGUGCUGGUGGGCGUAGAACCCAGUGAGUUGCCGCUGUGGGCCGGUAACUUGGUUCCCGACACACUCUCCACGCUUUUUGACGCCGGCAAUUGUGCGGCGUGGCAGUUGCAAUGCUGCUGGGAUGCACUCGAAGUGGACGUCGAGAUUUGGCAGAAGUCACUGCGUGACGGAGAUGGCCAGAUCAACUUUGGUGACCUGGGCUUGGUCCAUGAUUUAGCCGCCGAUGUAAGAGCAGCCGGUUUACCAGAUGGAGAGAUAUGA